AUCAUUAAAAUAUCUAAUCAAAGUUUUGAUUGGAUUUAUCAAGAAAGGGUUUUCUCAAGUUCCAAAAAUUCUCGAUAUCGGUUUAUCUCAUUAUUUUCACAAAUUCUUUAAUCCCAUUGUUAUCGAAGUAAUCCGCUUUAAAAAAAUAUUAUGUUUUACUAAUAAUCUCACAUACAUGAAUUCAUACUAUAGAACAUGAAAAAUGAUUUGUUUCUUCUCAACGUGCGAACAAAUGUUCUGAAAACAGAUAACAAUGACUACAUUUAUUGAACAAGAGCGGCAAAAGCAAGAGGAUAUCGACGAUGAACCACAUUUUCACAAGAAGCUGACAUGUAGGAGUUUUCUGUGCAGUAAAUUAGUGAAAGGGGUGCUAGCAGCUUUAGUGGUAGCAAUUGUUUGUCCGGUGGUGGCGUAUCAUUUUGCUAUUUCUAGGCACUAUGAUGAUGGUAGUAGCCAAACGUACUCAUGUUUGGUACAACAGGAAUAUAGAAUACCAUGUGGAUACGUAGGGAUUGGCGAAGACCAAUGUACUAAAGUUGAUUGCUGUUUUAACACGACCACAGGGGAAUGUCAUCACUAUUUACCAUCGAAAUACUUUUACCAACAGUCUUCAGGUGACAUAUAUUCGACAUCGUACAGCAAGUCACCAGUAGGAUCAAAAAUCGUAGAGAACAUCCAGUUUACUGCAACAGAAAAUGGAAAGAAGCUAUUACUAGUUUUGGAGACUUCAAGCAAAACCAAUGCAAAACAGAGUUCAUCGGUCGAAGCCGACAUGAAGAACUUUAAAAUAAACUAUUCUUCACAGAGACUUACACUGGAAAUAAAUGACAGUGACAAUGACACCAUAUUUAACUCAGCCAAUUCAGCACUGAUAGCCUCGGAAAAUUAUUGGGAAUGGUCAUUUCAGCUGUCAAACGAAAAGUUAUUUGGUUUAGAUCGUAAUAUCAUUACCUUAUCUGGCAACGAGACUUUAACAAAAGUCAUUUACAAGAACCAGGUCGAUCACAACACUCAGCCAGUUAUUUGGGCAUUGAAAAAUAGUAAAUUUUAUGGAGUACUUAUCAAACAUUCUGGACCACUGGAAAUUACUGUUUUGGCAUCAAACAUUGUUAUAUUAAGAAGUUUAAUAGGAAAAAGAAUAGAAGUUGAACUAACUCUAGGUCCAACUCCAGCUGAAUUAUAUAAAAACCAGGUUCAAGAUAUGGGAUUAGCUCCAAAAUGGGCGUUGGGUACACAUAAUUGCAGAAAAGGCAGUGAAGUAGACUUGGUAAAAUUACUUCAAAUUUAUGCAUUGGAUACGUAUAGCUAUGAUGCAAACUGUAUUCACGAAAAUUUGUUUAUGUCACUACAACAAGAAAAUAGUUUUGGAGGAAAUUUGACUGACUUUAGAACGACGCUUGAAAGUUUGGUUAGCUCUAGUAAAUUUGUACUUUCACUUCCUCCACAUAUUCUAGCUUAUGACAACAAUUCUCUUUACGCAAGUGCAGUCAGUUUGGACGUACUGUACAAGGAUCGUUCUGGAAACGUAUACCUUGGAAAAUACUUGAAGCUGCCCGUAUCUUAUCCAGAUUUCACUCAUCCUUCAAUUGAAGACUUUCUAAAAGUACUUAUGCAAUGGAUAAAGGAUCAGAUUGGUCUGGAAAAAAUAAGCGGGUUUGUAUUAAACAACAACUGGCCGCAAGAUGACAGCUACAAAGCAACACUUAAUACCAGUUUUCCAUACAUGACUGAUAAGCUAAAUGAACAAAUGGUGUAUACCUUACCAUGGAAUGUCAACACUUCUUCUAACAUCUCGCAUUUUGAAGUUCACAACACGUAUGGCUCCUUACAAUACGAGUUGCUGUAUAAUUACACUACAGAGAAAGAAAAUUUGAAAGAUUUCUUUAUCGCUUCUGCCAGUAAAAAUUUUGCCGAUAACGAACCGGAGAUAUCACAUAAUUUUCAAACUUCGUGGGACAAUUUUAAAGUUUAUUUGGAGAAAACGAUGUUUAGUAGUAUUACAGGUGAUUAUAUGAUUGGAUUACCAGUUUGUGGUGAUGGAAAUUCAUACAAUAAAGAACUUCAUGAAACGCUUUGUCUCAGAUGGUACAUAGCAGCAGCGUCCAUGCCUUAUUUCCGCAUAUCUUCAGACGAUCCAUAUCGCGAUCCGAAUAGCUUAAAUACGCUUUAUACAACAAAUGCCGUCACAACGACCAUAUCAAGGAGAAAAUUAUUUCAAGAGUAUUUUUACACGAUACUCAGUAAAAAGGAACCACUUAUACGUCCAAUGUAUUACGAUUAUUAUAGUAAUAAUGCUACAUAUUCAUUAGAAAAUCAAUAUGCUAUUGGUACAGAUGUUAUAGUUGCUCAACCUCUGACAUCUGGCAAAUCAAAGCUUCAAGUAUAUCUGCCCGAAAAAAGAAAGAUAUGGUAUGAAUUAUGGGGAGGUGCUAUGUUUACUCCGGCGAAAAAAGAUAAUUAUUAUGUUACUAUUGAUAUUAUCGAAUCGGAUUGGAUUGCAUUUGUAGCUCAAGGAUCUAUAGUCGCCCUCACUGAUUCUAAUAAACUUAACUUAUACGUAGCAUUGGACUGCACGAAAGAAUGCACUGCAAAUGGCGAAUUAUACAAAGAUAACGUGUAUAUUUCGUUCACCGCCACUAAUACAAGUGUUACAGUGAAUAAUUUGCCCGACAGUUGCGAAUAUACUCUUGGAUAUCUAAAAUAUUACGGAUAUAAUGCAACCUCUGGAUAUGCAGGAAGAUAUGAAAAUAAUGACAAUUUAUGCCCAGGAGGAGGAAGUUCUACAACGAUAACUUAUAUUACUGAUUCUAAAUAGGAUAAAACAUAAUUAAGUAAAUAUAUGUGUUUAUGUAUUUUUUAUUCAAUAAAAAUAUAAAUUAUUUUUUU
Sitophilus oryzae (rice weevil) is the source of this 2886-nucleotide messenger RNA. RefSeq names its product alpha-glucosidase-like. Gene Ontology annotation, biological process: carbohydrate metabolic process; N-glycan processing. NCBI's taxonomy places the organism in Eukaryota, Metazoa, Arthropoda, Insecta, Coleoptera, Curculionidae. Bases 254 to 2815 code for a protein of 853 amino acids. The record is from RefSeq and is a predicted model, not a curated record. Gene Ontology annotation, molecular function: alpha-glucosidase activity. The transcript has 12 exons.